CUAGUCCUCUAUUGCUCCAUCGCACUAUCAUCACUAUCUCAACCUUGGGAAAACUGGCCCUCAUCGAUCAGUUCUCCCUGCCAAUUUGGCACUUCUCAAAUUGCUGUCACUUACAUAUGUAAAUACUUCGAUAGCAAUGGUAAAAAUUUGCGUUUAAAUACUGAGAUACCUAUCGCAUUGAUAAGAUAAAAUAAAAAUGUUGGCCAAAUAAAUGCUGCACAAAAAAUAAAAUAAAAAUAGCCCCAGCGGGUGACUUCAGUUUGCUGGGAGCCACGACACAGACAGGGCAAAAGUUAAACAGCUCCUGGAUUAUCAUACAAAUCAUUCCGCACAAUGGUAAUCUGUGAGAUUGAAUUCUUCAAUAAUACCCGGGGAAUUUUCUAUGCAGGCCAGUUGAUUUCAGGACAGGUGGUCAUUAAAACUGAGAAGGAAAAGUCAGUGAAAGCUGUAAUCCUUAACAUCAAGGGAUAUGCCGAAACCCACUGGGCGGAUACCGAACACGACCCGGAUGAUCAGUCGAAUGGUGAAUCAUUCAACGGACAUGUGGACUACUUGGCCACUAGGGCUUAUCUGCACGGGUCUAGUUCUAGCAUAGAGGUGCUUAUUGAGCCCGGCACCAGCACGUAUAGUUUCGCCUGUCAGUUGCCCAUCACAUGUCCCUCUUCUUUCGAGGGGACACUAGGUCGGAUACGUUAUCUGGUGAACGUGAGGUUCGUGCGUCCGUGGAAGUUCGAUCUGAACUUUAAUCGAUGCUUCACUGUGAUUAAAGUGAUGGACCUGAACUCCGAAAGCCUGAUGCUGAGGGUACCUAGCCAAGUUGAGUCCCAGCGAACUUUCUGCUGUUUUCCCUGCCGCUCGUCGCCACUCAGUAUGCGACUUUCUGUUCCACAGGGUGGCUUCGUGCCAGGACAGACCGUCCCGGUGGAGGUGAUGGUCUCUAAUGACAGUGGUGUAGCCGUGGAGGACAUAACCGUGAAAUUGACUAUGGUGGUGAUCUACUACAGUCAACCCCCGUCCGCGGACACCAACAAAGAUCGUUUCGAGAUGGUCGUGAAAACAGGCGAUGGUGUGUCGACCAAAUGCCGGAAGCAGCUUACCUUCGAUCUUAAGGUGCCGCCAACUCCGCCAACCUGCUUUAAUCUAUGCAGCAUCAUUCAGAUCGGCUAUCAGGUGGAAGCGGAAGCCAGGGUCAAAGGUUGUCAUGGCGGCCAAUCCCUUCACAUGCCCAUAACCAUUGGAAGUGUCCCGCUAACGAAGAAACUGCAAAAAGAACCAAGGACUUGGGGUGAAGUCCUGCCACCCCAGCAGCUGGAUGCCAAGGCAUUGAUUUUAAUUGGCAGCGAACAGCAUGGCGAACCACUUGGGAGCCCCAAUCCUUGGACUGCGGAUCCUUCAAUUGCUCCGCCGACUUAUACCGAGGCUAAGCACAUCUCCCCGGAUCCGCAGAAGUUCUCAAAAUCGAAGAAAAAGUCUCAGAAAAGAGGCGUCAAAGGAUCACGAGGGAGAAAUGCUGAAGCAAUUGUGUUUUCACCCUUGUACGGAGUCUUUGAUUUGUCAAACCAAAAGGACGAAAUGACUUUCAGAUCAAAUGAACCCAAGACUGAUGGCGGCUAUGUCAAUGACGGUGUAGAAAAAAGCACUUGGCUUUAGAAGGGCUUAAAAAUAAAUGUACCCAUUGUGUAAAUAAUUAAUAAGUAAUCAAAAUACAACAGACAUGACAAUAUUAAGACCUCAUUACGCUGUGGUUGAACGCAAACUGCGGAACUUGUUUCGACUUCAGUGAGCAAUAUUUUCUGAGUUGUGCGAUAUCUUAUCGAUGAGUUAAUAUAUUUAUGUGAGUGAAA
Molecule: messenger RNA, 1844 nt
Organism: Drosophila sechellia
Lineage: Eukaryota; Metazoa; Arthropoda; Insecta; Diptera; Drosophilidae
Product: arrestin domain-containing protein 3
Exons: 5
Coding region: 334-1650 (438 amino acids)
Biological process (GO): protein transport
Cellular component (GO): cytoplasm
Source: RefSeq, a predicted model, not a curated record